This is a messenger RNA of Cuscuta epithymum, 3005 nucleotides long. NCBI's taxonomy places the organism in Eukaryota, Viridiplantae, Streptophyta, Magnoliopsida, Solanales, Convolvulaceae. The record is from the annotation of a GenBank genome assembly.
GUACGUAGUCCUCAUUAAAGAAACAGUUAGCAUAGAUUACGGAGUAUUUUACGAAAAAAGAAGAAGAUGACGGAGUAUUUUUACUUGUAUUUGUGAAAGAAGAAAUACGUAUUCGGAGUGGGUAGGGGACAGGAAUUAUGUGGCCUUGGAUUCUUCUUCUGAUAGCAGCGGUUCGUGCUGCCAGCUUUACUUGGAAAGGGUGUGGGCGCAACACUAAAGUAUGAGCCUUUCACUGUGUUCGACGAAAGGCCUUUUUUACUCCGUAUUUUUUAAUCUUUUAAAAUCAGAUAUUCAUCAUAUAAUAGUAUUUGCACAUGAUGAUUACCACGGAGUAUUUUAUUUUCAUGGUUUAAGGAUUAAUAGUAAUAAGUGCGUAUUCAUUGAGAGAGAAAAAAGGGGGAAGAAGGUCUGAGAAGACCUUUUUGUUCGCUAGCUGGGACUGGGCAUGCCUUCUUUCUGCUGAGAAUUCAAGAUGAGAGCAGAACAGCUCGCACCAAUGGCGGCGCUGUGGGCGGUGGCGCUUGCCGUCGGGGUUAUGGUCAGUGGUCCGAGCUCCGCCGCCGCUGAUACAUAUCCAAAUGAUGCAAACGUUCUGAGGGCAUUGUUCUCCAGCCUGAGCUUAGCACCACAGUUAACAAAAUGGAACGUUAAUGGUGGUGACCCUUGUGGAGAGUCAUGGAAAGGCAUAACUUGUUCAGGGUCCGACAAUAGAGUAACUGGAAUUGAUAUUUCAAAUCUAGGACUCACUGGGUCAUUGGGAUUCCAACUGGAUCAACUGAGUUCUGUAACCACCUUUGAUAUAAGCAAUAAUAAUCUUGGGGGAAUGUUACCAUACCAGCUUCCUCAAAAUGUGCAGAAACUAAAUGUUGCUGCCAAUGGAUUUAGUGGUGUCCUUCCAUAUUCUAUCUCACAAAUGCCUUUUCUUGAAUAUUUAAAUGUGAGUCACAAUCAACUUCAAGGUGAGGUGACUGUGAUGUUUUUAUCACUUACAAACUUAUCAACACUGGAUUUCUCGUUUAAUAAUCUCAAUGGUAAUCUUCCCCAAACGUUCAGCUCACUUACAAAUAUGAAAAAUAUGUAUUUGCAAGACAACCAGUUCACUGGAACUAUUGACGUUCUUGCAAAUCUUCCCCUUGAUAAUCUGAAUGUGGAGAACAACCAAUUUACUGGAUGGAUUCCUUCACAGCUGACGGGCAUAAAAGGUUUAGAAACGGGAAAUAAUUUGUGGAGCUCAGGGCCCGCACCCCCACCCCCACCUGGCACACCACCUGUGGUCAAGCCGAACCAUAGACCUGAAGGCAGUAGCAGCCCACCAAGUGGAGGCAGUGAUAAUGGUAGUGGUGGAGGAGGAGGAGGAGAAGGAAGAAGAGGAAAAUCCGGUAUAGGGGGUGGUGCUGUUGCAGGAAUUAUAAUAUCCAUUUUAGCUAUAGGAGCACUAGCAUUAUUCUUUAUUAUGAAGAGGAGAAGAUCAAAGAGGGAAUCAACAGAUAUUGAAAAGGUUAAUAACAAUCAUCAGUUUCCUCCUCUCGUCUCACAUGAAGCACAAGAGAGGAAAUUUGUUCAAACCGAGUCCACACCGGGAAUGAAAACCUUCGACAAACCCAUCGAAGUUAUAAAUUUAAGACCACCUCCAGCUGAUCGCGCUAAAUCAUUCGAUGAAAAUGAUUUAUCAGCCAAAGCAAUUGUAGUUACUCCCAAGAAAAUUGAUACUUCUCAAAUAAAUGCCACUCAAUACACUGUUGCUGACCUACAAAUUGCUACUGAUAGCUUCAGCGAUGAGAAUCUUCUUGGUGAGGGAUCAAUUGGAAGUGUUUACCGGGCUCAAUUUGAAAACGGAAAGGUUUUUGCUGUAAAGAAAAUUAAUUCGUCUGCUAUCAAGAAUCCAGAAGAUUUUCUUGAUAUAAUUUCUGAGGUAUCCCGGCUGCAUCAUCCAAAUGUUGCUGAGUUAGUUGGAUAUUGCUCAGAGUUCAACCAGUAUCUACUAGUUUACGAGUUCUACAAAAGUGGUUCUUUGUAUGAUCUUUUGCACCUCUCGGAUGAGUACAGCAAGACACUUGCUUGGAACUGCAGAGUCAAGAUUGCUUUGGGGGCAGCACGUGCACUUGAGUACCUACAUGAAGUUUGCUCACCAUCGGUGGUUCAUAAAAACUUCAAAUCUGCUAACGUUCUGCUAGAUUUAGAAUUCAACCCACACUUAUCAGAUUCUGGUUUAGCAAGCCUCAUACCGGUUGAAGAUCAGGCCCUAAAUCAUAAUUCAGGAUCGGGAUAUGGUGCGCCUGAGGUAGAUAAGCCGGAGCAGUAUACAAUAAAGAGUGAUGUGUACAGUUUUGGGGUUGCAAUGUUGGAACUUCUUACUGGAAGAGUACCAUUCGACAGUUCAAGGCCAAGAUCUGAACAGUCCUUAGUUCGAUGGGCUACACCUCAGCUUCACGACAUUGACGCCUUGUCUAAGAUGGUUGAUCCAGCACUUAAAGGGCUUUAUCCUGUUAAAUCUCUCUCCCGAUUUGCUGAUGUUAUCGCGCUUUGUGUCCAGCCCGAGCCCGAGUUCCGACCACCAAUGUCAGAAGUUGUUGAAGCGUUGGUGCGUCUGGUGCAACGGGCCAACAUGAGCAAGAGGACAUUUGGCCCAGAUCCACGGACUCCCAGGUCUGGGAGUGGGGAUUCUCAAGAGUUCGAUCCAUAGCCUUGCGUAUAAUGAACUGCUGCUUAAUCCAAGGUCGAUUUGCCCGGCUGAGCAUAUUUUGCUGUGAAUCCUGCCCGAUCUGUUCAUCUGCCUCGGUUGCAUUGUAGCAAUGUAGCAUCAUCACAUAGUAGCAUGGUCCUAUAAUAUUGUUAAUAGCAUGUUCUACUCCUGGAUUCCUAUUUUUGUUGUAUGGAAAAUUGGAAAUGGGGGAAGUAUUGAAAAGAGGCUAUGGAUGAAUCUUUCCUCAUAUACAACGCAAGCCCUUCAGUCCUAUUAUUUGCAUCCAUUUCUUUAUUGAAGUAGGGUUGGGGAGGGGGUUUAU